AUGAUAGAGAGUGUCGAAAUGAGAUACAAAUUCGAACAGGCCAAAGAACUGCUGAAUCAAGUUUUUGAUGCACUGGGAAUUGCGAAGAUUAGAGAUGUACGACAGACAAAUCAACUGGACAAACAAGUGACGACGGCUAUCGAGCUGAUUCGAUCUGCGGCAGAAGCCUUGCGACACGUUCAAGACGUCGCCCAGCUUCCAAGUCAUUCAUCGCUUAAACUCGCUGAUAAGGAAUAUCUUCUCGAUGGUUUCAAGUUUUUAAUAAAUUCCAGUGAUCGACAUGAGCAAGUUCGUCUUCUUACUCUGGCUCCACCUGAAUGGGGAAGAACGAAAGUUGAGGAAUACUUCGAAUGCUCUCGCUAUCUAGCUCAAAAGAGCAUCUCCCUUCGCGAGUCAUACGGCAGGUUGGCCGUACCUGUUGAUUGGCGCGGCAACAUCUGUCUUGAUCCGCUCCUUGCCCAAGAAAUUAUCGAUUUCUACAGUGAUGAUGGCAUCAGCCGUCAGUCUCCUAACAAACGUGAUGUAAUUCACGUUCAAAAGAAUCCUGUAGCUGUUCGACACAUAUCAAUGACUAUAGGCCAAGCCUAUCAACUCUUUGUACAACAGUUGCAAGCCAAGCAGUCACUCAAUUCCGUACAAAAAUCGAGCUUUUACAACUUACGUCCAAAAUGGAUUAGGGUUAACAAGCCACACGAUGUUUGUACUUGCAUUUAUCAUGAGAACUUCGAACUGCUCAUUCAGGGUUGGAACAACCUAGAUGUCAUCCCCAUGAAUAUGAAAAGUCUUAUUGUUGAAUGUGUGUGCUCUUCGCAAACGGAAACGUGCUAUUUUCGAGAGUGCGAUGACUGCAAGUGGUUGCGGCCUGGUGGCUUUCUUUUCAGUGAGCUUCUGGGUUGCCAGAAUGUGACGCUUAAUGAUAAUGUUACUUGGAUGACUUGGAAAUCACCUGUGUCGACGAAGAGGGUGGGCGAUGCUGACGACGAACCGACCACAGUUGGAAAGAUCUCAAUGCAACGUGUCAGCGGCUCCGUUCGUGAUCUGCUUGAAGAGUUCGAUGUCAAGUGGGAAAAGUUUGCUGUCCACCACUACUGCAUGCGUCAACAGCAAGAGUACGUUAAAAAGAUUAAAGAAGAAGCGCGUGCAGAUGGAACAGUGAUCAUCCAAAUGGAUUUUGCUGAAAAUCAUUCGCUGAUUGUUCAGCACGAGAUCCAGCAAGCUCACUGGACAACCCCACAAGCCACCAUUUUUACGGUGCAUAUAACUGUAGACAAAACCACUCAGCACAGCCUUGCUUUUGUUAGUGAUUCCCUUGAUCAUAAUAUUGAUUUUGUCCAUGCUGCUCAAGGUAUAAUUAUUAAGUUCAUUCGUGAUCGCUAUCCUAAUGUGAAACGAGUUAACUAUAUCACCGACGGAGCUCCCCAACACUUCAAAAGCAACAAAUCGAUGCAGAAUUUGACUCAUCACGAGACUGACUUUGGAAUUUCUGCUGCAUGGACAUUCUUUGCGACAGCACAUGGAAAAGGCCCAGUUGAUGGUACUGGAGCGGCUAUGAAAUACCGUGCAACUCGUCGAGUACUUAGCGGGCGACGAGAGCAUGCCAUCCUAACGCCACUAGAGCUUUAUCAAUUCGUCUCAACCGAUACCAAGAUCAUCGUUUUUUAUCUUAGCCGGCAAGAUAUUAAGCUAAACUCUGAGACUAUGAAUCUGAGCAAACGACUGUCUCAAAAGACUGGCAAAGGUUGGAUUUACGGAAUUCGUAGUUUACAUCAGUUUGAUCCUUUGGCAGUGAAUCGUAUCAGUUGUCGUAAAACAUCCAGCAGCUCAGACUCAAAAACAUUCGCACUUUAA
Adineta ricciae is the source of this 1848-nucleotide messenger RNA. NCBI's taxonomy places the organism in Eukaryota, Metazoa, Rotifera, Eurotatoria, Adinetida, Adinetidae. The record is from the annotation of a GenBank genome assembly.